GUUGACAUAAGCAAUUGGAAAAUGUUAUAACCUCUAAAGCCUUUUUCAUUAAAAGUCGAGAAAUAACAUUUUACGCUAUAUUUUGAUUAAUAUCCAAUAAAAUAUAUUACGAAAUAUGAAAUUUAUCCUAUUGAAAAUAUAAAAUGAAUUUACUUAUAAUAUCAACUGUAAGUUGCCUUUUAGAAUAUAUUUUCCCAUCUUUAAUAAAAUAUAUUACGUCUCGUUUAUAUACAGUAAACAAACAUGAUAUAGAAUUACGAAACGAUUUGAUUAAUUUGAAGCAAGAAAUGAUUGGAAUAUCUAUGGUAGAUGAAUUUUCAAAGUAUGCAAAACUUCAGCGUAAAUAUAAUAAAUUAGAAAGUACAUUAAAAGAAAAAGCAAAUGAAAGACUGUCUUCCAGAAUGAAGGUACAAAUAUCUGUAACAUAUGGUUUUCGUAUAUUAAACGGUUCAUUAAUGUUGAUUCUGCUAUAUCUAUACAGAAAUAAACCUGUAAUAAUUUUGCCAAAAGGCAUGCUAUGGCCAAUACAAAGUUUAUUAAGCUGGCCUUGUUAUCAUGAAGAUUCAAUUUCUUUGAUUAUGUGGUUAAUAAUUGCAAGAUUAGUUGUAGCUACCUGUAAAAGAAAUGAUAUAACAUAAUAUCACCUGUAAUACUAUAUAAAAAUUAAUGUUAUAAGAUUAUAAAAUAAAAAUUUUUCACAUAAAUUAUUAUUCGCUGUGCAUAAGCAUACAUGACAAACAAUUUAGCUCUCAAGCUGUCAAUGUAUAGAUAGAAACAACUUUAAAAAUGUACAUACAAUUUUUACUUCUUCCUUAAUAUGCUGUAUGAAUAAUUGUAUAAUGUUUACUAAAUAUAUUGUGUUUGUUAAAACAUUUAAA
Molecule: messenger RNA, 878 nt
Organism: Bombus pyrosoma
Lineage: Eukaryota; Metazoa; Arthropoda; Insecta; Hymenoptera; Apidae
Product: guided entry of tail-anchored proteins factor 1-like
Exons: 4
Coding region: 144-638 (164 amino acids)
Biological process (GO): tail-anchored membrane protein insertion into ER membrane
Source: RefSeq, a predicted model, not a curated record